This is a messenger RNA of Ruditapes philippinarum (Manila clam), 3289 nucleotides long. Its product is annotated as anoctamin-7-like. The record is from RefSeq and is a predicted model, not a curated record. Gene Ontology annotation, molecular function: protein dimerization activity; chloride channel activity. NCBI's taxonomy places the organism in Eukaryota, Metazoa, Mollusca, Bivalvia, Venerida, Veneridae. Gene Ontology annotation, biological process: chloride transmembrane transport. The transcript has 24 exons. Gene Ontology annotation, cellular component: plasma membrane.
AAGAAUAAACCACAAGAUGGCUACGGUAGAAUGUUGACAUCGGAUACGGAGGAUAAAUGUGGUGUUAAUAAUUUGUAUUAGCAGUAAAUUAGUGAUUUUAAUGGAUAACUUUGUGAUAAAUUAAGUUUUGUAUUUGAAAAUUGUUAAAGUGACUGUUGAGGAUAGGAAUUUAAGGAAUAAUGUCGGAGAAGUAUACCAUCAAUGGUCGAAUGAUGCCCAUGGGAGAUUACGGUGCAACGAAGAAAAAAGAUGAAGAUAGGGUGAAGAUCUUGCCUGAUGAUGCUAGUUCUACGACCUCGGACACAGGUAUACAGUUAGAGACUCGUUCAAGUCAUAGACUAGCUGAAGACAAGGACAAUUAUUUCAGAGAUGGAAUAAGGAAAAUCGAUUUUUUACUGGUGUACGAGGAGGACACAGAUAAGUCACAAGGGUUACAGACACAGAAAGGUUCACUUGAUCAUAAAAGAUACAAAUUCCUGGAAAGUUUGAGAAAAACUGGCCUAGAAAUUGAAGAGGAAGCAGGUGUUAUUAUUGAUAAAAAUCUUAUAGAUAAGGAGACCGUGCAGAGUGAAAAGAAGCAGAUAACGUAUGUCAAACUGUACGCCCCGUGGGACGUUUGCGUCUUCUACGCUGAAGAUCUUUGCAUGAGAGCUCCUUUGCAGGCACAUCCAAAUCCGAGGAGUAAUUGGUCAGACAAGAUACUGGGAGCUGUUCACAUACCAAAUAUUCUACAUGAAGACCUCCCACAUCAACCAUUGGACUAUUAUACUUGUGCUUUCAAAAAGUCCAAGCUUGAUAGGUUUCUGGGUAGCAGUAAUCACGAGACAUAUUUCUCGACUACACAAAGAAGUCGUAUAGUAUGGGAGAUAUUGACUACAGCCGCGUACGGCAAGAGGAAGAGGGCGGAGAUUGGUAUAGAAAGAUUGAUAGAGGAGGGCGUAUAUAGUGCCGCCUUCCCAUUACACGAUGGACCAUAUGAAAUCCCAAAAUACAGCAACCUUGACCCGGAAGCUUACAAUCCUCGCCAGGUUUUAUAUCAUUAUUGGGCAAGAUGGUGGAAGUGGAAUAAAUACCAGCCCCUAGAUCACAUCAGAGAAUAUUUCGGCGAAAAAAUUGGCAUAUAUUUUGCAUGGCUAGGUUUCUAUACAGCAUGGCUCCUCCCCGCUGCAUUUGUUGGAGUGGUUGUUUUCCUGUACGGUGUAUUCACCAUGUCCAAUAACACACCAGCGAACGAGGUGUGUGACAGUUAUCAGACGUACAAGAUGUGUCCUUUAUGUGACGUGAACAUAGGCUGUCCAUACUGGUACCUAUCAGAUGUUUGUAUAUAUACAAGAGUGGCCUAUCUGUUUGAUCACCCAGCUACAGUGUUUUACUCUAUAUUUGUCUCUUUUUGGGGUAAGCUUUACCUAUUUCUUUGUAAUACAGAAAGACCAAGACCAGAAUAUGCAGCAAAAAGCCCCAAAAUACGAGGAAAUCCCCAUCACUCGCGUUUAAAGAGCCAUGACAUUGGUUAUUAUAUUUAUCAUAGCUGUAAUAAUGUUUACCGUGUUACUUGUUGUUGUAUAUUUAUGGCCCUGGGAAGAGUAUAUGAAAAAUUGGCAUUAAGGAUGACACAAUGGGAAAUGCAUAGAACACAGACUGAAUUUGAAGACCAGUGACAUUUAAAGUUUUUAUUUUCCAAUUUUGUGCAUUUCUACUCAUCUAUAAUUUACAUUGCAUUUUUCAAAGGGAGAUUUACAGGUUAUCCUGGACAUUAUACAAAGUUUUUUGGACUUCGUAGUGAAGAGUGUAACAAUGGUGGAUGUCUGGUGGAGUUAGCCCAGCAGUUGGCAGUCAUCAUGAUUGGUAAACAGAUGAUAAAUAACGCCCAGGAAGUUAUCUUACCGAAGUUGAAGGCAUUUUGGCACAGGAUGAAGCUCAAGACAGACAAAAGUCGUAUGAAGGCAAGAUGGGAGGCAGACUAUGAGUUGAUACCUAACGAAGGAUUGUUCGAGGAAUAUCUUGAAAUGGUGCUACAGUUUGGAUUUAUAACAAUAUUUGUGGCUGCAUUCCCUCUGGCCCCGUUGUUUGCCCUGUUAAACAACUGGUUAGAGAUCCGUAUUGAUGCUCAGAAGUUUGUGUGCGAGACCCGGCGACCUGUGGCUGACAGGGCACAAGAUAUCGGGGUCUGGUUUACCAUCAUGGAUGCCUUGGCGCACAUGGCUGUUAUUAGUAACGCAUUUUUAAUUGCAUUUACGUCAGAGUUUUUACCACGACUAUUAUAUCAGUACCAGUAUGACUGGAACCUGAACGGUUACACGAACUUUACACUGGCUGUAUCACCUAAUGGUACACUCAAUGAAACAUGCAGAUACAUUGCAUUUAGAGACCAGACUGGAGAGUACUCAAUGUUUUUCUGGCAUUUACUGGCUAUAAGGCUCGCCUUUGUUAUUGUUUUUGAGCAUUUUGUGUUUGGUGUAUGCCGGUUGAUAGAUAUUUUAGUGCCAGACGUCCCGGAAUCUUUGUCAUUAAAAAUAAAGCGGGAACAUUAUUUAGCCAAACAAGCUCUUGCUGAUACAGAUACUAUAAUGAAGGGCCUAGAUACCAAGAGAAAAUCUGCAUCAAACGUUAUCAAUGAUGAUAACGAUGAUGAUGAUGACGACGAUGAUUUGCUGGAUAUUGCAAGAGGUGAAGAUGGAGGGGAGCAAGGGAGAUAACCCUGAUACUGUUGGACAGUUUUCAAGGGAGGUUACUACAACAGAAAAUGACAGCAGAUUAUCCUGAACUUUAUUGUUACGUUUCUAACUCCGUCUAAAUCCUGUUAUUUUUUCACCAGACAAGUUUAACUAAGCUGCUUUGAAUUCUGUUGUGCUCUGCAGUGUUUUUCAGUAGAAUGAUUAUGUGUAAAAUUUAAAAAACAAGCUGUUAAUGUUAUGAAAUGCUUGUGCUUUUUACAUCUUAUACAUGAAGGUAACUUAAGGUUGUGAGGUAGAAUAGCUUAGCUAGUCACAUCAGUGUAGAGUUUAUAUGUAGAACAUUUAUACAUGUACAUGUGUCAAAAAUGCUUAUAAUAAUAUUAUUUAUACCCUCACCAUGCAAAAAAUUAGCAUAUUAUGUUAAACAGAACAACCCACCAUCUGGAAGCUAGCUGGAUAGCUUCCUCGUAUGCACAGAAGGGCACCCGGGGUGUUCCUCCACCAGUAAAACGGGAACGUCACCAAAUGACUUAUACUGUGUUGGUGUGACGUAAAACACAAUCAGACAAACAAAAUGUAAAACAGAUUACACUUAAGUUUUCUAACACAACAGG